This is a messenger RNA of Nestor notabilis (Kea), 1458 nucleotides long. RefSeq names its product Myb/SANT-like DNA-binding domain containing 4 with coiled-coils (gene MSANTD4). The transcript is spliced from 2 exons. The record is from RefSeq and is a predicted model, not a curated record. NCBI's taxonomy places the organism in Eukaryota, Metazoa, Chordata, Aves, Psittaciformes, Psittacidae. Bases 166 to 1203 code for a protein of 345 amino acids.
AAGCCUGACAAAUAGGAAAAUACUACAAAGUGAAGAGAAAAUUCACUUCACGAGAACUGAGCUCUGCUUUCAUUGGCUUUUAAAUUUUAUUUGUAUUAGUAACUGAUUAGUGUCAAAUCAUCUCUAGGCUACUGUGGUGAAGUUAUUAGGUUAAAGCUGGAAAAAAUGAAACAAUUAAAAAGAAAAAGGAAAAGCAAUUUUAGCGUUCAGGAAACUCAAACUCUACUUAAGGAAAUCAGGAAAAGGAGAGAAGUACUCUUUUCAAAGCAACUUAAUACAACAAUUAAUGAGUUGAAACGAAAAGCUUGGGAGGAAAUAGCAGAGUGUGUAAAUGCUGUAGGUGAAGGAGAGCAAAGAACAGGGACAGAAGUGAAAAGGCGAUACCUUGACUGGAGAGCACUCAUGAAGAGAAAACGUCUGAAUGCAAACAUCAAAGUAGUAGGUGCUGGGUUUCACCUUCCUUCAUCCAAUUUAGAUGACUCUCUCAAUGAAGACAUGGAUGAGAAAAUGGGAUUUGCAAUUGAAUCUAGUUUUGAAUGGCAAAAUAUCACUGACUUCAGAGAAGCCGGUGGAUCUUUAACAGAAAUCAAAGUAGAAGAGGAAGAGGAGGAUCCACAGAAUUUUGAAUUUCCUAUUGAGGAAGAAGAAGAAAUUUUGUCAUCAGUUUUGCCAGAUUCAAAAAAGGAAAAUGACUUACCAGAGUUCCCCCAGAUUGAGGAGUUUGGAAGUCUAAGCUCUGUUCAAGCUAGGCUAGCCUAUGAAGAUUCUCACUUGCUUAUAAACCUGGAGAAGCAGAAGGUGGAGCUGGAGAAGCAGCGACUAGAUAUUGAAGCCGAAAGGUUGCAAGUGGAGAAGGAGCGCCUGCAAAUCGAAAAAGAACGGUUGCGGCAUGUUGACGUGGAGCGUGAGAGACUUCAGAUUGAGAAGGAGCGGCUUCAGAUUGAAUGGGAGAAACUCAGGCUAGAGAGACUGCAUGCUGAAAAGCCUGCCCUGGAAAAUGACCUCACCCAAACAGAAAAACCCAUCAUGCAGCCACUGGAUCUAGAAACUGAGAAGCUAAAACUUGAAAAAGAACGUUUGCAGUUAGAGAAAGAGAGGCUGCAGUUCCUGAAGUUUGAGUCAGAGAAGCUGCAGAUUGAGAAGGAACGCUUGCAAGUGGAGAAGGAGCGCCUUCGAAUUCAGCGAGAGGGUCACUUGCAGUGAACUUCUCAAUGGAAGUGUCAAUGUUAGCAUUUUGAUGUUUUAAAAUAGAGGUAGUUCUUUUCUUAAUACUGAGGUCACCCUAGUGGUGAAACAUUCUUCUGUUCAGAGUUGAAUGUUGAUGUUAAAAUGAAAAAGAAAAAAAAAAAGAAAAAGAAUGGUGCUCAAUAUGUCUGUGUGCCUACAUAAAUGCGCUUAUGUGUGAAGUUGCUUUUCAGUGUAUCAGAACUAAGUGUUAUCUUCUCUUGUCUUCAGUAU